Molecule: messenger RNA, 597 nt
Organism: Drosophila subobscura
Lineage: Eukaryota; Metazoa; Arthropoda; Insecta; Diptera; Drosophilidae
Exons: 2
Coding region: 40-504 (154 amino acids)
Source: RefSeq, a predicted model, not a curated record
CCCCACAUCAACACAGAAAUAUAUUUGUGUAGCAACAAGAUGAAGCAAUUGCCUAAGCCCAGAUACCACAAGGACAGCGUUCAAAUCAUUAAAAUGCUGUCGGCCAUCAAUAAGCCUGCCAGCAUGACAGAGCUCAUUAAGCAUGUGGAAUCACACUAUAAACCCCACCCCGAAGAUCGGGACUUUUGGCAUACUUUUGGUGAGAAGCUCGCAAUUGGUGUCAGCUGCGGAUAUAUUCUGAAUCAGAGCGGCAUCUACUCCCUGGUUAAGCCACGGCCAACCGUCCAGCAAAUAUUAACCGAGACCCGAAACCGAACUAACAGAAAACAAACCAAAGUCAAAGUAGGAUUAACCAGGAAGCAAACCUUCCUAAUGUUGAAGAAUGAAAAACUCUCCCAAGAACGCUCCGAAAAACGCCCCGAAAAACGCCCCGAAAAACGCUCCGAAGAACGCCCCGAAAAACGCUCCCAAAAACUUAAAAGCUGCGUCAAUGCUCACGAUUAACUAUUUGAGUAUUUUUUUCGGACUAUAGACAUUUCUGGUUAUUUGGCCUUCAGAGUUCUUGCAGAACUAGACCCUAAAAUGUGACUUAAAUUA